Molecule: messenger RNA, 396 nt
Organism: Pelobates cultripes (western spadefoot toad)
Lineage: Eukaryota; Metazoa; Chordata; Amphibia; Anura; Pelobatidae
Source: the annotation of a GenBank genome assembly
AUGAAAAAGCAAAAUGUGUCUAUCUUGCCAAAAGCAUUAAACAUGCAGAUUGUGAUAGUCAUGCAGGAGCCUGCCAUGGCAGAAGGAUCAAUCAUGGAGAAAUCAACAGUCAUGCCAAAGGCUCCAGUCAUCUCAAAGAUACCAGACUUGCAAAGGGUACCAAUCAAGCUAAAAACACCAAUCAUGCAGAAAGGAGCAGCCGUACAAAAGGGAUCAGUCAUGGAGAGAUCACUAGUAAUGAUGAAGGAGCCAGUCAUGCAGAAGGCCUCAGCCUUGCCAAAGGCACUUGCCAUGCAAAAAGGGCCAGUCAUGUUAAAGACACCAAGCAUGGAAAAAGUACAUGUCACCUUGACAAUACCAGUCAUGCAAAACAUGCCUAACAGAUCAAAGACAUAA